GUAAUAGUUAUGUAUUUAUAGAAUUAAGAAUUUAAAAUAAAACAAAGUAUAUAAAUAGAGAUUAAUAAACAAGGGACGUGUUGCCCGAAGGAAGAGCAGAGGAGCUGUGACGUACUGGUAACGGGGAGCGCCCCCCACCACCAUCAAGAUGGCCGCCGCCCCUCCACGGCCUCAGUCCGUCGCCGGCCUCGGCACGUCCAACAUAUCAGAGCUGCCGGUCCUCGUUCCUUGUCGACAGCUAGUGUGUCCUGUGUGUCGGGCAUGCCCCCAGCGGACUUCUAUGUUCAUGUUCCGGAGGCGUCGCGCCGCGCUGGUUAGGUCCUUACUCAAGGCCCGGGUCCGGAAGAAGGACGAUGACGAGGUGCGUAAUCUCUUAAUGAAGAAGCUCAACGAAGGCCAGCUGGAGGACCUGCUGAGGGCCGUCGAGACCAGGGGCGGCACCGCCUCCUGUAUCAUCGUCGACACCUCGGCGGACCCAGCCUUCCUCACCUGCCGGAAUUGGCGGUGGCCCGACUUGGACAGCCCCUGCCAGCUGAAGAAGCUGCCGGUUUGCAGGUCCUCCUUAGCGGAGCCCUGCUGCAACCCCUUCCACUGGAGCAGGCUCUACAGCCCUGAAUCUCCACCACCUCCUCCCUACUCCCGCUUUAGUAGCGAGAGGCUGAAACCUGAAGACCGAGCUCCAAGCGAAAGCAGUCAGUUGGAGCUUAGGGGUUCUCUAAGCACCAAUGGAGAGGAAGUACACCCAGGCUGGUGCCGGCUGGCCUACUGGGAGCUCUCGAUGAGGGUAGGUCGACAGUUCCCCGUCCAUAACCAGUCGGUCAACGUCUUCUGGAACCUUCCUCACGGGGACGGGCUGUCCCUGCGAACCCUGGCGGCCAACGAACCCCAGCCGCCCAGCGCCGUCCUCAAGGCGAGGGACAAGAUCGGAAAAGGAGUUACCCUUAGUAAAGAGGACGACGGUAUCUGGGCGUUCAACCGUUCGGAUUGCCCCAUCUUCGUGAACUCGCCGGCCCUGGACGACCCGGACUCCAGGUUCUUCCUGGUCUACCGGGUUCCGCCGGGACAUUGCCUCAACAUCUACAACGGUAGCCCGCGAGCCCCCCGGUGCCAGAGCGGCCCCAUCGACCUCAACUCGGUGCGGAUCAGCUUUGCCAAGGGGUGGGGCCCCAAAUACUCGCGGCAGGACAUCACGGCCUGCCCGGUGUGGCUGGAGAUCCUCAUGGCCCCCUGCAGGUGACACAGCUCCCGUCGAGUUUGAGGAGCCAUUCAUCUCAUCAGCUUUAAAGGGAAUAUUGUACUUUUUCUAAAAACAUUUUGUUGCGCCAGUUAUUCUUAUUGCAAUUUUUUUUUUUGUUAUUUCGUUGGUAAUGUCUAUUUUUUUUUCUUAAACGAGCGUUUCCAUUAGUCUUAACUGCCAAUCUGUACCGAUGAAACAUAUAAACAAAAAAAAAUUUAGUAUACUGUUAUUGUGUAACUCUGUAUUUAUUGUGUUAAUUUAUUAUUAUAUCUUUGCUCUCAACAGGCCACUAUUUAUUGUAUAUUACAAAUGUCUAUUUUAUGGAAAUGAAUUCAGUGUGAUAAAGAGUCAGAUGGGACAUUGUUUUCCAAAAUUUAGUUGUUAAAAAAAUGAACGGAAACUCAUUUAAGAUAUUAUCUGAUAUUUUAAAUGAAUAUUCCUGAAUCUGUUUUAUUUGAGUGAAAUGAUUAAAAAAUCCCUCUGACUUUUUAUCAGUCCAUUCAUGUUUAGUAUUUAUAUCUUAACUCCAAGUUUAAUAAAAAUAAACUUGAAUAUUUUAUUUAGAUUAUUGUUGAAUAAACAAGAAUUAAAAUUAAUGAAUCUCAUUUGUUUUUAUUAUUAUAUUUUAUCUGUAAAUCCUAAUGUGUUGUUAGACUUCCAUUGUACGUAAUCAUGUAGAACAAAGAUAUAGCAAUCACUAUGAUUCAAUCAUACAAUUAUUAUUUAUAAUUUUGGUUGAUUUGUAGUGUUGGUAAAACGGAACAUUGAUUGAUUGAUAUUGAACGAUUACAAUGAUCUCAAGAGAUGAAUACUUAGAAAACAAAUAAAAUAUAAUAAUGAUAACUUAUUUAAUAUUUAAUAUUGGUAAUUUAAAAUGUCAUAGUGUUUGUGGGAAAGGAAAAAACUGUUUCUGUUGAAUAUAAAAGUUGUUUCAAAGGUACAUGUUUUUAACAUUGGCAGACUUCAUAUAUUUGUUUUCUUUAUUUUUUUAUACGUUUUCAUUUCAAUUAUAAAAAUAGCUCGUCCAUGUGUUGGUAACCGAUUAGACUGAAAAAUUUGAGGACCUUAAAUAUUAUUCAUAGAGUUACCAGAAAGAAAACUUAAAUAUAUAAAUAUAUUCAUUGUACAUUAUGAGUAUAACAGAAAUUGAUAUUUAUAUAGAAAAAUUACUUAUUUCCUUUAACACGCAUUAUUUUUUUUUUUAUAUAUAUAUAUAUAUAUGAACUUGCACCUGUCGAUGCUGUUCGAUGUAUCCUAGUCUUGUAGUGUAAAAAUCUGGAUAUUAAGAGUUUGAAAUGCUCAAGUAAAACAGAACUUGUAAAGAUUAUAAACUUAAAAUUUCAGUCUUUAAACCAACCCUCUUCCGUUGCAGGUGUAGCAAUAUCCUUUGUUUCUACUUUUGGUUUUAUAUUUUAAAUCAACUCCCAGUCAAAACUUAAGUGUAUCAUCAGACCACAAGAAUUAACUACUAAUAUGAUGUUAUCUUGAUAAUUUAAACAAAAGCAUUUUAAAUCUUUGGAGGUUGGUACAGUAUGCAACAAAAAGAUGUGUGGUUAAUGAGGCAUUGUUAAUUUUAUGUAAUAGCUUUAAGCAGUAUUGUUUAUCUUUAUUUUAUUUUUUCCGUUAAGGUCACCAGGCAAUAAUGUGCCAUUUUCAAUAUCAAAAGAUGGACAGCAUGUACCUUAAAGGAAGUUUUGUUUUAUUUUCAAAAUAUAUAUGUUAUUUUCAGUAAUAUAUGCUAUUCAUAUAUAAUAGAUAUAUAUUAAUUCACAUUUUAUUAAAAUUUACUAACAGGUGUUGUAAAUACUUAUUCCUAAUGAGAAUCCAAUAGUCAACUUUUCAAAGGAUUCUCUUUAAAUUAAUCUGUUAUACCCAUAUUUUUAAAAUGUCCAAUAUAGUGAUGUGCCUUCUUAUGUAAGCUGAUUCAAAUAUGAUCCAGAUAAAUUUUGUAUUUAAAGAAAAGUGAUAACUCAGGGUGUUUGUUAAAUGAUUGAUUCUGGAGAACAUAGACAUACAAUUUAUUUAGAAGAAAUGAUCAGUGUUACUCUGCUUGAGUUCUUUUCAGUCAUUAGUGCCUAAAACCCACCAUGCCUUAGAAUUAUAGUGCAUUGAUUAUUAUUCUUCCUUUUAGUAACACACGUAUACGCUCAAACACAGAUAUAUACAAAUAUAUUAAUAUUUGUAUACAUCUGUGUAUGUUUGUGUAAAAGCAAAAUACUUGUUAAUGAAAAUAAAAUUCCCAACAGUGACUAAUGUGUUGGUCGAUGAUACUAAAUAGACUAGAAUUGCCUUACACCUUGUUAUUAUAUAUACAUAAGAGCUUAUUGUAAAUAAAAAUGUCAAACAGGCAUGAAACCUAUGUACUUCUGAGGAAUUUUAUUUCUUUUAUAUUCAAGUCAUAAAAUCUCUGUGUUAUUCCCCUUGUUGAAUCUAGUUCAUUAAAUGUACUUAAAUUAAGUACUUUAAUUUAAUAAAAUCUGCUAAAUGUUUUAACAAGUUUCAUAAAUUGUAAGGAUUAUAGACUGCCUAUUUAAAAAAAAUUAUUAUUGAAAAUAUAUUUUUUCAAACAAAUUUAAAAAAGAAAAAAAAAAAAGAAAUAUAAAAUUUUGCCACAUUUAGAUGCUCGUGCCUUGUUAAAUGCACUUAUUAUUUUAAAAAUACUAUUUGUACCUUGGUGAUACAUUUUAUGCCAAAUUUUUAAGCAAGUAGCAAUAAAUAGUAGCCUGAGUCACUAAAUUAUAAAUUUAAUAAUUUUUUAUCUUCACAAUUAACUUAGUAAAAUUGUUAUGAAAAACAAAAAAAUGAGGCAUUCCAGCUACCUUAGCAAAAAGAUAAAUAUGUGUAUAAAUUUAAUCUCAGUAAUAAAAAAAAAAUCAAGUUAACUAGUUCUACUCAACUUUGGCUCUAAAUCCUACGUGUACUUAUACAUUCUUAGUUUGUACCAGAUUAUAAUGUUUUUUAUGUAUUCAUAUUUAUAUAUUUAUAUUGACUUCCUGGAAUUUAUUAUUAAAUGUAAGAAUACCUGCUUUGUAAGUCAAGUUGUUGAAAAGCAAGCUUAAAUUAUUUUAAAUUACAGACUUUAUUUUUCCACAAUCAUCACUAAUCUUUUUUAUUGUUGAUAUUGUAAAAUAACAGUUAGACUGUAACUUUGUUGAUGUUAUAGUAUAUUUAUUAUUUUUCAUUAUAAUAUAUUGUAAAUAUUUUUUAAAACUCGUCCAAUUAAAUAAAAAAAGCAGGUGCCUGAGUGCCUGAAUACCACAUUAAUGUACAUAUUGUAAAAAUAGAAAUCGUUGUAUUAUAGUUAAAUUUAACAACAAUGUAAUGGCUAUUUUAUGUAUAUAUAAAUUACAUAAUGUGUAACUAAAUACAGGGGAAAAUAUUAUUUCUCAUUUAUAUUAAAUAAAAUAAAUUAAUUAAUUACUUAUGUAGAAAAGUCCUUUUAUUU
This is a messenger RNA of Nezara viridula (southern green stink bug), 4682 nucleotides long. The record is from the annotation of a GenBank genome assembly. Lineage: Eukaryota; Metazoa; Arthropoda; Insecta; Hemiptera; Pentatomidae.